Selaginella moellendorffii is the source of this 6096-nucleotide messenger RNA. RefSeq names its product separase. NCBI's taxonomy places the organism in Eukaryota, Viridiplantae, Streptophyta, Lycopodiopsida, Selaginellales, Selaginellaceae. Gene Ontology annotation, biological process: meiotic chromosome separation; proteolysis. Bases 49 to 5397 code for a protein of 1782 amino acids. Gene Ontology annotation, molecular function: cysteine-type endopeptidase activity; protein binding. The transcript has 25 exons. Gene Ontology annotation, cellular component: nucleus; centrosome; cytoplasm. The record is from RefSeq and is a predicted model, not a curated record.
UGUGGUGUUUCGAAUUUCCCGCUUGGACAGGAUCUAGGGUUCUUAGCUAUGGCGCCGGCUGCCCGGGGAACCGCGAGGAAGGGGCGAGCAGCAGCGCCAGCAGCAAUAUCCUCCAUUGCGAUCUCCGAGGAAGGUAUUCUGGCUCGCAUUUCCAGCUCGGAGUCCAUCGCCGGGCUCUCGGAUCAGGUCCGAUGCUACUUAGAAUCCAACGCGAAGAAUUCCAAGGACAGUGAGGGCCAUGCGCGAGCGAAGAGGGUUGUUCCUUUCCUCGGGCGCUUGCUCAAGCUGUGUAGUGCUGAGCUGAAGAAGAUUCCAGCGGAAGGGGACACGAUGGGGUAUCAGCGGGGAGGCGAUCUCUUUGGAGUCGUGGGUGUGGCUUUGGAGUCACUGGACAGUUUAAGGCCCUGGCUUGCUAGCGGGAUCAUCGAGAUCGAGCUGCAGAGAUACGGGUUUGUGCGUCGAUUGGUGUCGUGGAAGAGGUACGGGGAAGCUGCCGCGGAGUGUAGGAAAAUACUAGCGAGCCUCAACGCUCGAGUGUUUUCUUCGGCCAAGGAUGAGAAGGGCCGGAAGAAUGCGAAGAACUCCAAGAACCAAUCUGACAAGCUGGUUUUGCCCACUCCGAAGAGCUCCGAGGACAUGGUUCCUGGUUUGCCAGCUCUAGUGGUCGGAGUGGCCACGGACUUGAUACUAUACACCGUCGAAAGUGGCGAACGAGACAUCGGCGUUUUGGAGAGUUUGGCUCGUCUUCCUCGCCAACUAGAGCCAUGGCUGAGUGUUAUGGAUUCCAAGGACCAGGGAGCGCAAAGAGACGCCGUUUUCAAGGCGUUGUACAGGUCCACUACGAUUCUGAUAGCGAGGAGUGCAAUUGAAGCCGAACUUCUUUACAGUUUUUGCACAAUUGCUCUGGUUUGGUGCAGUAUCUCGUCCCAGGUCGAUCAGUAUCUUAAGGUUGCUCGUAAAUUUUGCUCGAGUCCCACUGUUCAGGAAAAUGUUGCGUUAGAUAUUUGCUUGUUUGUAAUCGCCAGUCUACGGUCCAAAGUAGAGCUACAUUUGGUUAGUGAAGAGAUGUUGGAGGAAAGCGCCUUGAAAAUUCAGAACCUUAUGCUAAACAGUAGCAUGCCAUCAGAUGAGCUUCGGGGGCUAAUUUCAGUUACAUAUAAUAUGGGAGUGCAGUUAUACAACAAGAAGGAGUAUGACUUGGCAUGCAGGCCUCUCAAAUUGGCUCAUGACGGUGCUUGGAUCAGGGUGGAUUUCCUGUCGAUGAUGUCUGCUGUUCCGGUUGUUGAGGCUGUUUCGGAAGCUUGCGUAAAAACUUCGGCGUACGUCGACUGUUUGGUACGAAACAGUGAUACCGACUAUGGAAUAGAAGUUCUUCGAAACUCGCUGGUUUACUGGCUAAGGGUUCAUAGCCAGGGGUUCAAGCUUGAAAGUCCUCAAAGUGUAUUGAAGCUCUGGUGCAAGGUUACCCUUGAAUUCGCACCAGAACUAUGCUGCUUGUACGGCUCUUUAUGUGAUCUGCAGCCACCUGCGCCUGCUGCAUCGCUGGGGCUAAUUCUUGAAGGGCAAUUACUGGCUCUUGAUGAUACAGAAAAACAUGGGAUAGACCAAGUUAAGGAGGAACUCAUCAGUUUUCUUGCUGAUGAGGUCUACAAUGGUGGAUCUUGUCCUCUUGAACUUUCAAGAGUUUUGAUAGAGAAAGGUCGCUUUGCACGGAAGAAAGGAAUGCAGAAUCUUGGAACUGUUAUCGCUCUCCUAUCGAAGGCUUUGCUACUUUCUGAAAAUGCUAUAAGGACAGGGGAAGAAGAGAAAGUAGAAACGAACUACCUUUGUGCUGUUGCAUAUUGUCUUCGGGCACAUUGUUCUCAGGAGGCAGAUUCUUCGUCGGAGGAAUAUGUUGCGGAUUUGACGUCAGCAGUUAAAGCCUGGAGAAAGUUUCUGGGAUAUCUAAGAACUGGAGCAAACGCUGGAGCAUCUUAUAGGAUGACCAAAGAAUCAAUUUUAUUUUUAUUGAGGAGCAUGGCAGAUUUGUUGUCUUUGAAGGCACUGACGAGUCUACAAAAUGAGAUACAAUUAUUAAUAUUCGAAUUCAUUUCGUACUGGUAUGAAUCACAGAGUUCUUCAGUUUGGGAAAAUACGCGUACCAGCCAUGUUCUUUGUCUUGUUCCCCUAUCGUCGGACUUCGAAGCUAUCCUGCAGACGAAGUUUGGACAGAAAAUGGACGUUUUGUACGAUUUUGGGAAAACUACCGAUUCACUUGCGGCAGCAGUAAAGCUAGUCCUCAGUGAAGAUUUGUCCGCAUUUUCUCAACAACAUUUGUUGGAAACUGACGCGGCUCUCACAUUGGCUCGUGGUACACCGAAUAGUUUUCGGGAGCGUGUACACUUAUCAAGGUUACAGUUCUAUUUGGCUGAAGUAUUUAUGCAAAGAGGGGACUUGGAAAUGGCUAUCAAACUUGCAACCGAAAGCCUUCAAUUGCGGCUGAAGCUUCUAAAUCGUACCUUCUUGGUGUCCAAGGAUGUGAGUCAUAGCACUUCAAAAAGCAAAGUCGAGGCAGUCGGUCCUUCUGCAGUCCUUUCAUGGCCAUCGUUGCUCAGCCGUAAUACGUGCUACGAAUUCAGUCAAUGGCACAUCCUUGGUGAUUAUUUAGAAAGUCUGAUGCAGGUCGGUUCUUUGCAUGAAAAACUAGGAUUCUCUGACGAAGCUGAGAGAAGCUUUCGCGAGGGACUUUGGUUGGCGAAGGCUCAAAAUCUAACUUUUUCUUGUAUACGUUUUACUUCUGCUUUAGGUGAAGUGCACAGGAAGCAGCACAUGUGGGAACAUGCCGAGGAAGGUUUAAAGGAUGCUGAGAAAAUGCUGGAAGAGCUGAAUAGUGGCAAUGUUUGUGCCGGCUGCAUUACGAUGGAAAAAUGUCUCCUUAAACUGCGGUUUGGGGAUCUCGCUCGGCACUCUCCAAAGCUGGACGGAGGGAACAUUUGCACCAAAACCAAACUGGACAUUGCUCUGAUGCACUACGAAUUUGCGAUAGAAGCUUUGACCGAGUUGCCUUUCUUGCGGGAAGUCUUGGAGGAGUUCAAGCAUGCCUCUCAUGGAGGGUACAGAAAGUUCCGUCUGAGAGACACUACGUUGUCAGCCUGGACGCGCUACAAGUGGGAAUAUCAUAGUCGGUGUUUGGCCGCGAAGCUGUUUAUCGAACAAGGCAGCUGUCGGUUUCAGCUACGAGACGUCCUCAAGGCAGAAGAGAGCUACCUGCAAGCGAGACAGCUUAUUAAUGUAGAAGUCGAAACCUCUGAGCAGAGCUCCCAUGCUAGCAUCAACGCAAGCUUGUUCCCCCUAGAGGAAGCGAACUUGCUGUAUAACUGGAGCUUACUUCGUUUGUGGGAAGGGUGUGCUCAAAGAGUUAGUGACGAAUUUUUGUCUAUGCCAUGCACUUGGUUGUACCGCGCCUUUUUCUUGAGUAUUACGGCUUCUGUUUUGUCUAAAAAGGUGUGCCAACUUUUAGCAAUCCUUCACUUUUUAAUGCUUGCUACGAAUAAUAGCAACCAUGAGACGAAGGAGUUAGCCGCCUAUUUUCACCAAGCAUCCAUAGGAUCGAUGAGUCGCCAGCAACACCUUCUAGUACUCGACUCUAAAUCGCAACAGGCUGAUGCUCGAACGUGUAUAAAAGAAAUGAGAAAAGCACUGAGAGUGGUACAAGAAGGAUCAUUUGAUCUGAGGGCCGAGUUUAAGGCGCUUAUGGACGGAUUGCCUUCCGCAACUAUAUGCUGCAUCAGCUUACUCGAGCAAGAGUUCUCUUUUAUUUUGGAGCAAAUUGGUAAAGAUCCUAUUGCCGCAUGGCUACUUAUCUCUCGCAUCGGAGGCGAUGUCGUGGUUACCAUCCUCCCCAUAGGCUGUGCUAAUCGUACUGGUUUUGAAGUUCGCCAAGCACCUGAAAGCAGAUGGAGGCACAAAAGCGUCUUAGAAUCCGAUGCUCUAGUUAGAGCCUUUAUGGGAGAACUGGCCUCUAUUCUAGAUGAAAGCCGUCAAUCUACGUCUCGUCUACUACCAGUAUCUACUCCAGAAGAAAAAAACCAGUGGUGGAAAUGGAGAACUGAGCUAGAUACACGACUGGCUUCAUGUCUAAGAAACAUAGAAAACAGCUGGCUUGGAUUCUGGAAAUGUCUGCUGCUGGGAGAACCUGCUCGAUCCUCUGUUUCAGAAGCCCUUCGCAAAAAGUCCAAGGAGCUGUGCCGAACUUUGAAGUCCAAGAGUUUCCUUGGGCAAUUGAAAGCAUGUAAAGUACCUGAGGAAGCGCUGGUAAAGUUAUUGCUGCAAGCAGUUGGCUCACUAGAAGCUGAGCAGCUCCGCCAAGGUAUCGCUUUUAUUCUGGGUUGGGAUCAUAACCUUGGAGAAAGGGAGGAAUUAUUGAUUGAGAAAGCAGCGGAAGCAUUUCGUUCUUCAUUUCUAUCGGCAACCAACAAGGAGCUGGAUAUUGAGAGGGAGCCCGUUGAACUUGUCCUUGAUGGUAAAUUGCAGGCCUUACCAUGGGAAAGCCUUCCGGUCAUGCGAAAACUUGAAACAUAUCGCAUGCCUUCGCUAGGAAGCAUAAAAGCCGUUUUCAUCCACCAUAGAUAUUCAUUGUUGGAGCUCGACGUUUGUAAUGGCUUGGGGCGUCUACAACUAAAUGGAAAGGCGAGAAGAAACGCCAUUAGAGGAGCAUCCAGACCAGCCGUCAAUCCUCAUAGUACAUUUUACCUGUUAAAUCCUGGAGGUGAUUUAGAAAGCACACAGUCGGCUUUUGAGGAAUGGUUUAGGCGCCAAAAAGGCUGGGAGGGUAAAACAGGCCAGGUCCCUACGCUUGACGAGUAUUUGGAAGGAUUUCAGCAGCAUGACAUGUUCGUUUAUCUCGGACAUGGCAGUGGUGACCAAUAUUUUCCUGAGAAGCACAUGCGCAAGCUUGUACAGUGUCCAGCAUCGCUUCUGAUGGGAUGUAGUAGUGGUCGUUUCUCCGCAAGGGGAGACUACGAACCAGUUGGAGUGCCGCUAUCUUACCUCAUGGCUAGUUGUCCUUUGGCUAUAGCAAACCUGUGGGACGUGACUGAUGGAGACAUCGACAGGUUUAGCAGAGCUGUGCUCCAGAGAUGGCUAGAGAGCUGUGCAAACGAAGGGGCCUCGAAACCAAAGAUCAAGACGCCGGUGAAGGCCCCAAGAAGGGGUAGAAGUUCGUCGAAGGCAGUACAGGAGGUGGACGACAGUUUAUCUACGACCGAAGAAUGGGAAGAAGUUUGCAUCGGUCCCAGCAUCGAAGCCGGCAGGGAAGCGUGCAGACUUCCAUACUUGAUUGGAGCAUCGCCCGUCUGCUUUGGAGUUCCGACUGUUAUUCGCAGGAGCAAAACGGACGAUAAGAUCACGAGUCAAUGAUGCUGGCUGUGCUGCAGGCACUUAAGAUGGUUGAAGCGCCUGCAACUCAAGCUUGGCUUUCUAAAGAAGCCUCUGCUCGUUUUAAUGUGGGACCAUGGUAAAUUCCUCCUCGUAACCAUUGCUACAGUGACUCAGCUGUGGUUUUGCAGGCUUACCUUUGCUAGGUAAAGCCCGCACAGUGGUUUUUCCAUCGCUCUAGGAGGAAAAGAAGAGCACCAGUGUUGCAAGGGGGGUUUCUCGGCCUUCUUGCGUGCGCUCGACUCGAGUCUACUCGCCAUGGACGACAAGAAGAAUGCGGCGAAGACUAGUGCACAGGGGGUCCAGCGCGAGGAUGUUCUCAAGGCGGCGAAGAAGAAGCCCCUCCCUCCAAAGCGUGGCGAGGUGAAGAAGGAAGUGGUGGCGUCGCUCAUCACUUCAAUCGGCUCACUGCUGCCACCGUCGUCUUCAUGCUGCUCUUCGUGACAGGCAAAAGCUUCAUCAUCUCUAGUGUUUCUCCAGAUCUAUGUUGCUAACAGAUAUGUGAGUGAACCGAGUGGAAUCGUCCGUGUGAGAUGGGCGUGGCUCGGUUUUGUGCUAUAGAAAUCUCUUUCGCGCUUAGUGGGCCUACACUGUUGCUUCGCACCAGAUGCAGGCCCUGUCAAAAUCCCCUCUUUUUUUCGAGGAUCGAUCCUUUUGCUUAUGGGAACCUUCCUUCCUAUC